AUGAGCGCCCUGCUGUGCCUGGCGCUCCUGGUCGUAGCGCCGACGAUACAAGCCCAAGCUAUCCAAGACAGUAGAUGCUAUUUGAUGAAUGGUGGUGCCGUUGAGAGCUUCUUCAUCAGCGAGGAUACCCCGAUCGGCAGCGUUAUUGGAACCUUAAGUGUAAACGGUGACCCCAAUGAAGAGUCUGGAAACAUAUCCCUGAAACUUCAAGAACGCGGGGCCGCAGUAGGCAUAGCACCGGGUACUAAGAAUAUCACCCUUCUUCGAGUUCUCGACAGAGAGGAGAAAUUGGGACCAUCCAGUGUAUAUGUAAAUGUUCGCUGCGAUAGGAGGCACACAGCUGACCCAAGCUUUGUAAUUCCGGUAUCAAUACGAGUAUGGGACGUCAACGACAAUGCUCCUGCGUGGCAGAGUGCCCCUUACAGAGCUCGUAUCUCCGAGCUGAGUGCUGUCGGAGCCAGGGUACUAACGGCAGCGGCCCAUGACCCAGACCAGCCCGGUCCACAUGCAACAGUACAUUAUUCUGUGCUCCCCGGACCAGCUGCUGUCUUAGACGCAGAUGAUCAGAAUCCGAAAUUCUCGUAUGAACAUUAUGUGGCUCUGCUACCUGAUGACGCACUAGAUGGUACUGAACUGGAGACCAGCCCAGGGCCAAUAUCAGCUCGAGAUCAAGAUGAAGGCAUCAAUGCACCGUUAGUCUAUUCCAGCUCGGGACCCGGUGCGGAACGUCUUCGCGUCAGUAAGGACACUGGCCGUAUCGCUGCUACGGCUUUGCUAUUUGAUAAUCUACCCCUGACUGUCGUUAUAAAGGCAACUCAAAUAGACAAUCCUGAUCGCUAUGCCCUGGCGACAGUGUCUGUUAGACGGAGGGUAGCCCGAGGUGCCUCCGCUGCAGUAGCAGAAUUACCCGGACCGACUGGGACUAGUGGGACGAGUGCCAUCAGCGGUCCCAGUGGAGAAGGGGCUAUACGUGGUGUAAAGUUCACCCGGAGAGAGUACAGCGCGAAGUUGCCUGAAGAUGCUGCUGUUGGUACACUGGUGCUCACAUUGAGUACUUCACCGCAAACUGAAAGGCCACUACAAUUCUACGUAUCGGACCGGGCGUUCCUUGAAAAGUUUGCCAUUAAUUCAGCAGGCGAGGUGCUGUUGCGCAAAGCACUUGAUUACGAGACAACUGCUAACUACUUCUACCAAGUCAUGGUUACCGACGGACCCACUAAUGAUACUGCGUCACUGAACAUAACAGUGGACAAUGUGAACGAAUGGGAACCGAGAUUUCGCUACCCGCUCUACGAGUUCCGUGCAGACCUGAGCCCGGAAGAGGGGAUCACAGGAGAGGAGGGGAAGCGUGAUGGUAGAGCCGGGGGCUUGGUGAAAGUUGGACAGCUAGACGUGUAUGAUGGAGACACGGAGGAUACAGUGACCCUUACUCUACGUGGUUUACACGCACCGCUUUUCUACUUGAACGCGGCUGGCGAACUGUUCCUACGUGGUGAAGCAGUGCCGGCACUGAAUACCAGCGUUUUACACGUCGUGGCUACUGCUAUCGAUUCGGGGACUCCCCCUAGACAGAGUUCAGUACCAGUAGCUGUUCAUGUCAGUGGAAUAUCGGACGCGCGAGGUUCUACGCGUUCGGCGAGCGUGCUCGCUACGUUCGUGGUGGCGCUCGUUCUUCUCGCGUUAGCUGUGCUCGCUCUCCUAAUCUAUAUAUGUACUGUGCGUCGUCGUAACCCCAAAACUGAGGUGUCAGGUCCGGUUGGGGCAGAGAAGAUAAGUGCUCCGACCUCCAUUCUUCCGUCCAGCUCCCUGCAGAGCGUCUCUGCAGGCGCCAGCACCAUUCUCGACUCCACUUCGAGUCUUGAUAUUCGACAUGAGCCUAUCAAUGCCAAGCAACCGCGUGUUGGAGGCAAGAGUAAAGUGGCACCAGCCCCUCCAGUAUUGCCUGAACUAAAUGCCACCGAAAGAACAGCUGUGUCAGGCCCAGGAAGUCCAUCUCUCAUGAGCGAUCACAUCGCGGGUGCAGCCGGCCGUUCUGGGGUCGCUUGGCCCAGUUCAACAAUACCAGCUAGAGUAAAGAAACUCAGUUGGGACGACAAUCAUCACAGUGAAAACGAGGCUGCAACAGUGACGGAGGCAACUAACCCCGCACUUGCUGAACAUAUGAAUCUUACCGUCUACUUUUAA
Molecule: messenger RNA, 2184 nt
Organism: Leptosia nina
Lineage: Eukaryota; Metazoa; Arthropoda; Insecta; Lepidoptera; Pieridae
Source: the annotation of a GenBank genome assembly